UACGUUGCAGAUUGAAAAAACAUUGGCAAGAAAAAUAGUUUAAAACCCAAGAAACAGAUUCUUACGUUGUUGGAUUUAUCAUGGAAUCUCAAGAACAAAGUUUUUUUAACCCCACGAAUCAAAACGUAGCAUCUAAACCUGAGACAGAAGAUCCAAUCUCACGACUAUCUUCUUCUUCUUCGUCGUCUUGUUCUUCCAUAGAAGCCGAACCACGACCUGAUGAGAAUCUAAACAGCAACAACAACGUAGAUCAAUCUCCUCCGAUACAAGUCAUGGAGAGAUCUACAGACAACACAACAACAACGACAACGACAACGACCUCGAGCCCUACUACACCUCCUUAUAGAAUCCCUUCACAUGUAUUCGCAAGAACAACCUCUACAGCUCCAGUUGAAUGGAGCACUAUGUCUAAUGAAUCUCUUUUCAGCAUUCAUAUGGGCAACAAUAGCUUCAACGGAGGAGAUUAUUUCAAAUCGGGCGAGCUCACGUUUCCUCAGCCUCCUUCACCAAUUACUCCUCCUUUGAAUUCCCCUUCACCAUCCCCUCCCCAAAAAGCAAACCAAGGAGGAGCCGGGGGAGGAGGAGGAGGAGGAGGAGGAGUGGUGGCUGAGGCCAAAACUCCGGUUGAUAUAGGCAAAAAAGCAGCUGAAACAGACAAAGCUUACCGCGCAAGUAAAGAAGACGAACAAAAAGCUGCAGCUAGUAUAAGAGAGGUUAUCAUGGCUAAUGAAGCUGCUAACAACAACAACAACAACAACAACAACAACAAAACGAAUAAACUGGAUCGUUCUGUUUCUCGUCGCACGGAAGAUUUCAGCCUCAAGUCUUUCGCUUUUCCAGUAUUGGGGAAUGCAGACAAGGGAGGGCUGCAAGGUUCCACGCCUCAAAAUAAGCAGAGGAAGCCUUCGCUGCCAGAGACACCAAAGAUUUCAAAUGAUGCGGCUGGUGGAGAUGAAGGGUUUAAGAAAGAGGAAGUUCCUAAAUCAGUAGCUUCCAAAGCAGAAGCUGAUCGUGCACCUAAUCACAAACCCAAAUGGCUGUCUUGCUUCCCUUGCUGCACAACCUUCUGCGUCUAAAUGAAACAUCUUUCUGAAGGAAUUGAGUUUGAUUUGUGUACUAUCGUUUCAGUUUGAUAGAGACUUCGUUUUCUUCUUCUACGUAUUAUAGAAGUUUGUUCCAAGAUUAACAAAAAUCGUUUUUAACCUUUGUGU
Molecule: messenger RNA, 1211 nt
Organism: Camelina sativa (false flax)
Lineage: Eukaryota; Viridiplantae; Streptophyta; Magnoliopsida; Brassicales; Brassicaceae
Source: RefSeq, a predicted model, not a curated record